This is a messenger RNA of Stereum hirsutum FP-91666 SS1, 1523 nucleotides long. RefSeq lists its product as uncharacterized. NCBI's taxonomy places the organism in Eukaryota, Fungi, Basidiomycota, Agaricomycetes, Russulales, Stereaceae. The transcript has 3 exons. The record is from RefSeq and is a predicted model, not a curated record. The coding region runs from base 57 to 1451 and encodes 464 amino acids.
CGCAUAACGCUUACCUUUAGCCAUCUCUGGCCCCAACUUCCGGAACCAUACCUUCUAUGAAGCAGCCGCCAUAUCUCUCUCCUGAAAUUCGCCAGACGUUUCAAGAUGCUCACCUCAGCUCAUCGCUUUCCGUCGGUGAUACGCUCACGAAGUUCGUGUUCACCGUAUCAUCCACCACAGCGAAGUUGAAACACGCCAUGAGGAAGGAUAGUACAGGCAACUUGGUCUCUCAUGUAUCUUCCUCUUCAACUGCAUCCCAGUCGUCCUCGUCGUCGGAUGAGCCGAGCGGUCAGGAAGCUCCGGUGAAACAGGAUCAAGAGCUUACGGAGGAACAGGCUACCGCUAAUUCGUCCGCAGACACUACGAAUAUCACAGGACCCGCGCGUUCUACAUCCCCAGAAGUCAACACGAUUCCGUUCCCCAGUAUCUCAACCAAGACAGAUUCCAAACUCGUAUUGGACAAUGGUUUGGGUCUACGCGAGACGGAGUUGAAGGUCGAAAUCAAAGGAACGCAGUCUAGUUUUCUCCGUACCACCUCAACUACUCAUACAGAAACAUCUUUAACGCAUCGAGAAGCCCCUCACGCCGUCACUUUUCCUGUCGAACCUGUGCCCCCUCCUAGGAUACGCACACGCUCUAGUUCCUUCGUACGACGGAAACCCGGAGAUACUGCCCAGGAGCAAGCUCCAUUACAAGAUCCCUUGGUUGCUGACGCCGAUACCUCUGAUCCUUCAUACGAAGAAUUAGACGUGGCGGCGCCGGAUCUCCCCGCUCCAGAAACCAAUACUUCUUCACGAUGUUUCCACCCUGGCCCUUGUCAUCACGGACCUCUCGACGAUGCCAUGCAAUCCAUGCUGCUCGACCUCUUAACCACAGUCUCGGACGGCGAGGAAGAGGGCGAGGGAGAGAUCGGGGAUCUGUCGUUCACUCCCGGCCAGGCGGAGGGCGAAGAUUUGGAAGACAUGCAGGAGAUAUGGGAUGAAGAGGAGGUAGAUUUUGGCACUGCUCUGUGCGAGUACGGGGAGACUUCCUCUCACGUCAUUGGACCGCUCUGGCGAUUUGAAGCGGAAGAUGGACAGCAAGAGGAUGAAGAGGAGCAGGAAGCGGACAGUGCAGAGGGAAGCGGUGAUGACGGGAGGUUGAGGGUCUCUGCCUUGGUAAAGCGAGAUACUUCGACGAAGGAUGGUGUGCCGACAUACACCAUGGUUUCAAGGCAAGUCUCGCACAAGUGGUCAGGCUUGCUUGCGAUAGUCGAUGAGGAGGUCGAGGAGCCUCAGGUAGAGGGUGAGGCGCCGGACAGAGGUGAUAGUGAGGAUGACGAUGCAGCCUCUAAGAUACAUGAAUUCCCGGAUUCUAAUGGUAGUGAAGAAGCCCCUCGGCUGUAUCGACCUCUCAGUGGGGUGGAUUGGAUGGAGGAGGACGAUGAUCUGCCUGAUUUAUCGGACUUUUGAGUAUAUGAUACUGAUAUCAUCUCUUGUUGUUUGCUUCCCGUAUGAUAGCUUCCCCACAUAAUUAAUUAUUAC